AUGGCACAGAAACGCACAGCGAACGGAACCGGCGUGCGCUUGCUGAAGGAGGAGAGCGAUCUGAUGGUAAUCCGGCCACUCGGUGCGGGACAGGAGGUGGGCCGUUCGUGCAUAAUGCUUGAGUUUAAGGGGAAAAAGAUCAUGCUCGACUGUGGCAUCCACCCGGGACUGUCCGGGAUGGACGCCCUUCCGUUUGUCGAUCUGAUCGAUGCGGAUCAAAUCGAUCUGCUGUUCAUUUCACACUUCCACCUCGACCACUGCGGGGCGUUGCCCUGGUUUCUGCAGAAAACCUCGUUCAAGGGCCGCUGCUUCAUGACGCACGCCACAAAAGCGAUUUACCGGUGGAUGCUGUCGGAUUACAUUAAGGUCAGCAACAUCUCGACGGACCAGAUGCUGUACACGGAGGCGGACCUUGAGGCGAGCAUGGAAAAGAUCGAAACGAUCAACUUUCACGAGGAGCGUGACAUUCUGGGGGUGCGCUUUUGGGCGUACAACGCGGGCCACGUGCUGGGUGCGGCCAUGUUCAUGAUCGAAAUCGCCGGCAUACGGGUGUUGUACACGGGGGACUUUUCGCGCCAGGAAGACCGGCAUCUGAUGGCCGCCGAGAUACCGGCCAUGCGACCGGAUGUGCUCAUCACGGAGUCCACCUACGGCACGCACAUCCACGAGAAGCGUGAAGAUCGUGAGAACCGGUUCACGUCGUUGGUGCAGAAGAUAGUCACUCAGGGUGGCCGUUGCCUGAUUCCGGUGUUUGCUCUCGGACGUGCCCAAGAGUUGCUGCUCAUCCUGGACGAGUACUGGAGCCAGAACCCGGACCUGCAGGAAAUCCCGAUCUAUUACGCGUCGUCGCUGGCCAAAAAGUGUAUGGCCGUGUACCAAACGUACAUCAAUGCGAUGAACGAUAAGAUUCGCCGGCAGAUUGCGAUCAACAAUCCGUUCGUGUUCCGGUUCAUCUCGAACCUGAAGGGAAUCGACCACUUUGACGACGUGGGUCCGUGCGUGGUGAUGGCGUCGCCCGGUAUGAUGCAGAGCGGAUUGUCUCGCGAGCUGUUCGAGACGUGGUGUACCGAUCCGAAGAACGGUGUCAUCAUUGCCGGCUACUGCGUGGAAGGAACGCUCGCGAAAACGAUCCUCUUCGAGCCGGAAGAAAUUACGAGCAUGAACGGCCAGAAGCUACCGCUCAACAUGAGCGUUGAUUAUAUUUCGUUCUCGGCCCACACCGACUAUCAGCAGACGAGCGAGUUCAUCCGCUUGCUCCAGCCGACGCACGUGGUGCUGGUACAUGGCGAGCAGAACGAAAUGGGGCGCCUCAAGUCGGCCCUGAUGCGCGAGUACGAGGCCAACCCGAAGGUCCAGAUCACGUUCCACAAUCCGCGCAAUACACAACCGGUCGAACUGUACUUCCGCGGGGAGAAAACGGCCAAAGUGAUGGGGACGCUGGCCGUGGGAGAACCAGUCGAUAAGCAGCGCCUGGGCGGGGUGCUGGUAAAGCGGGAAUUCAAGUACCAUCUGCUCGCACCAACCGAUCUCUCGAAGUACACCGACAUGAGCAUGUCGAUCGUGACCCAACGUCAAAGUAUCCACUGGCCCGGUUCGACGGUGGUGCUGAAGUUGCUGCUCGAGCGGGCCAGUGGACCGGGGAGUGUUGCCGAGUGUCCGAUACCGGAAGGCAGUACCGCUACGGCCAAGCUGCGGGUGUGCGAUUGCAUCGACCUGACGGCGGACGGGAAGAUUGUGAUACUGGAGUGGCAAGCGACCCCGGUCAACGACAUGUACGCCGACAUGGUGAUGGCCUGUCUGCUGCAGUGUGACAUCGCCGGCAGCAACGUGGUGAGUGCUCGGGCGUCCAAGGUAGACGAAAAGCACUAUCAGAACUGCCUCAUCGAAACACUCCAGGAACUGUUUGGCGAGCAGUCGAUGGAGAAGUUUAUCGACUCAAACCGACUGACGGUGACGGUCCGUGGCAAGCGUAUCGUGAUCGACCUCCAGACGCACGAGGUCGAGUGUGACCAGGACGAGCAGCUGCACCAAACCGUGCACAUGACCGUGCGCAAACUGCGCCAAAGCUUGAUGCUGUAGAUUGCGGACAGCGGCAUCGGGAUUGGCAUUUAAGGUACAAAAAUACUGUUCACUUGAUUCAAAGAAGCGGACGCGCGCUGUAGCGCAGUUC
Messenger RNA from Anopheles bellator, 2170 nucleotides. It is a transcript of the gene Cpsf73, whose product is annotated as cleavage and polyadenylation specificity factor 73. NCBI's taxonomy places the organism in Eukaryota, Metazoa, Arthropoda, Insecta, Diptera, Culicidae. Gene Ontology annotation, molecular function: RNA binding; 5'-3' exonuclease activity; RNA endonuclease activity. The transcript has a single exon. Gene Ontology annotation, biological process: mRNA 3'-end processing by stem-loop binding and cleavage. The record is from RefSeq and is a predicted model, not a curated record. The coding region runs from base 1 to 2079 and encodes 692 amino acids. Gene Ontology annotation, cellular component: mRNA cleavage and polyadenylation specificity factor complex.